This is a messenger RNA of Cataglyphis hispanica, 2324 nucleotides long. It is a transcript of the gene LysRS, whose product is annotated as lysine--tRNA ligase. Gene Ontology annotation, cellular component: mitochondrion; aminoacyl-tRNA synthetase multienzyme complex; cytoplasm. Gene Ontology annotation, molecular function: lysine-tRNA ligase activity; ATP binding; tRNA binding. The coding region runs from base 498 to 2252 and encodes 584 amino acids. Gene Ontology annotation, biological process: lysyl-tRNA aminoacylation. The transcript has 8 exons. Lineage: Eukaryota; Metazoa; Arthropoda; Insecta; Hymenoptera; Formicidae. The record is from RefSeq and is a predicted model, not a curated record.
GUUGCUAACUUGAGAUUUAAAUCUCGAGAAUUGAUAAAAAAAUUUAUCCGAACGAAAGAUCGAGAGCGAUAAAGAACUGUCAAUGCCAAACGUCACGUUUUAAUCUUUCGGGACAAGUAUAAGAAAUCAUUACCAUGUAUUCAAUUCAAACAUAUACGUAUUUAUAGUUAAACGUAAGAUUAUCAAUAUCUUUGAUCUAUAUAAAUGAAUGACAUUUCGCUCGUGAGCGAUUAAUAUUUGAAAAUGAAUCAUUCACAUCCACACCGUACUCUCCGUUUACGUAAGAACAGCCAAAGUGUCUGCAACUUUCCGCGGAUGACCUCCGUUUUAUAAUCGCCCGCGAGAACGACGCGACGACGUAGCGUAGCGCACCUCAAUCCUCAAUCCUCAAUAUAUAAAUCUAGGAGAGCUUGAACGCGUUUCACGUGCAGUUCGCGUUUGCACGCAGUCUGACCAACGUGUGACCGGUCUCUCACUCACGGCGCAUUCUUACCAGCAUGGCGGACGUAACGGAGGAAAAGCUGUCGAAAAACGAACUGAAAAGACGUCUCAAAGCUGAGCAGAAGGCCAAAGAGAAAGCUGAGAAGGAGGAGGCUAAGGCACUUGUAGCAGCUAUCCACGAAAAUCAAAUAACGAGUUCUAAGAAGGAUAAGAUCAAGGAGGAAGAUAUUAGUCCAAAUGAAUAUUUUAAACUCCGAUCGAACAUCGUCAGUCUACUCAAAACUGCCGAUCAACAUCCUUACCCUCAUAAAUUCGAUGUAUCCAUCUCUCUCACGGAUUUCAUCGACAAAUUUAGCGGGCGCCUUAAGAAUGGUGAAUCGAUAAAGAACGAGAUACAUACUAUCGCCGGACGUGUUCAUUCCAUUCGAGAGGCCGGCUCUAAACUGAUUUUUUAUGAUCUUCGAGGAGAGGGUGUUAAAUUGCAGGUACUGGCCAAUGCAAAACUAUAUACGAGCGAGGAUGCGUUUAUGAGGGAUACAGCAAAAAUCAAGAGAGGCGACAUCAUAGGCAUCGCCGGCAUACCCGCCAGGAGCAAAGCGGGCGAAUUUUCGAUUAUACCGUCUUCUAUAACUCUUUUGAGUCCAUGUUUGCAUAUGUUGCCGCAUCUUCACUUUGGUCUAAAAGACAAAGAGACGAGGUAUCGGCAACGAUACUUGGACCUUAUGUUGAACGACAGAGUUCGACGUAUCUUUCACGUACGCGCGCGGAUAAUUGCUUACAUGCGUAAGUUUCUGGAUGAGAUGGGCUUCCUCGAAGUUGAGACUCCUAUGAUGAACAUGAUCCCUGGAGGCGCGACAGCCAAACCUUUCAUUACGCAUCAUAAUGAACUCAACAUGAAUCUGUACAUGAGAAUCGCUCCGGAAUUGUAUCUCAAGAUGUUAGUCGUCGGUGGGAUCGACAGAGUGUACGAAAUCGGCAGGCAGUUCAGGAAUGAAGGUAUCGAUUUGACUCACAAUCCUGAAUUUACUACCUGCGAAUUUUAUAUGGCGUACGCGGACUAUAACGACCUCAUGAAGAUCACGGAGAACAUGGUAUCGAGCAUGGUGAAAACCAUACAUGGAACUUAUAAAAUCGAAUACCAUUCCAAUGAACCGGAUAGCAUACCAAUCGAGAUCGAUUUUACUCCCCCAUUCAAGCGCGUUUCAAUGAUGAAAGAAUUGGAGAAGGUUCUCCAUAUCAAGAUGCCAGCAACUGAUCAACUUAACACACCUGAGGCAAACAAGAUUUUCAGCGAUCUCUGUGAUCACCAUAACAUCGAGUGUCCUCCUCCUAGAACAUCAGCGAGGUUAUUAGAUAAACUUGUUGGAGUAUUUAUUGAAGAUUCUAUUGUUAAUCCUACAUUCAUCAUUGAUCAUCCGCAAGUCAUGUCUCCUUUAGCGAAAUGGCAUCGAUUCGAGAAAGGUCUGACAGAACGAUUCGAAUUAUUCGUUGCAAAAAAAGAGAUUUGCAAUGCAUACACUGAAUUGAAUGAUCCAUUCAUUCAAAGAGAAAGAUUCGAACAACAGGCAAUGGAUAAAGCGGCCGGUGAUGAAGAGGCACAAUUGAUCGAUGAGAAUUUCUGUACCGCUUUGGAAUACGGUUUGCCGCCAACGGCAGGUUGGGGGAUGGGUAUCGAUCGAUUAACAAUGUUCCUCACCGACACUAACAAUAUUAAAGAAGUAUUGCUCUUCCCUCAAAUGAAGCCAGACGAUCCAAAUAAAAAUAAAGAAGUCGACGAUGAUAAAGCGUCAAGUGAUAAUGGGGAAAAAUAAAGUAAAAAAUAAUUAAAUGAGGAUUUAAAUAAUUUAGAAAGAGAUUUGAAUAAAGAAAUAAUUUGAAAAACA